Molecule: messenger RNA, 684 nt
Organism: Cryptotermes secundus
Lineage: Eukaryota; Metazoa; Arthropoda; Insecta; Blattodea; Kalotermitidae
Product: skin secretory protein xP2-like
Exons: 1
Coding region: 1-684 (227 amino acids)
Source: RefSeq, a predicted model, not a curated record
AUGGCGAGGGCGAAAGCACAGCCAACGGAGAGGGCCACAGAUCAGCGACUGUCCACGGUGAAAGCACNAGCUAACGGCGAGGGCGACAGCCCAGCGACCGACGACGGCGGGAACACAGCUACGGGCGAGGGUGACAGCCCAGCGACAGCCGACGGCGAGGGUAACAGCCCAGCGACAGCCGACGGCGAGGGUGACAGCCCAGCGAACGCCGACGGCGACAGCCCAUUGACCGCCGUCAACGACAGUCCAGCGACAGCUGACGACGACAGUCCAGCGAACGACAGCGAAAGCCCACUGACCAGCGAUGGCGAGGGCGACAGCACAUCCAACGUCGAGGGUGAUAACUCAGCGACUGUCCACGGUGAAAGCACAGCCAACGGCGAGGGCGACAGCCCAGCGAACGCCGACGGCGACAGCCCAUUGACCGCCGUCAACGACAGUCCAGCGACAGCUGACGACGACAGUCCAGCGAACGACAGCGAAAGCCCACUGACCAGCGAUGGCGAGGGCGACAGCACAUCCAACGUCGAGGGUGAUAACUCAGCGACUGUCCACGGUGAAAGCACAGCUAACGGCGAGGGUGACAGCCCAGCGACAGCCGACGGCGAGGGCACUCCGAAGAGCACACCCAACAGCACAGUCAGUAGUGGGACAUCUUGGCGGGUGGCGUGGAUAUGGAAUUGA